Molecule: messenger RNA, 3420 nt
Organism: Aedes albopictus (Asian tiger mosquito)
Lineage: Eukaryota; Metazoa; Arthropoda; Insecta; Diptera; Culicidae
Product: zinc finger protein 883
Exons: 3
Coding region: 496-2331 (611 amino acids)
Biological process (GO): regulation of transcription by RNA polymerase II
Cellular component (GO): nucleus
Molecular function (GO): DNA-binding transcription factor activity, RNA polymerase II-specific; zinc ion binding
Source: RefSeq, a predicted model, not a curated record
GAUUUUCUUUUACAACCAAAACAACAACAACAUUUUCUGUGUUCAGUGCAAGAUUUUCUCUGAAAUUUAGUGUAAAAUUUGUGGAAAUUCGUGGAUUUUCCAGCUCAAAGGGUUCAACUUAUGUGUUGGAAGAUUGUAGCGUUGUGGAGUAAAACUAGUGUCAGUGAAUUUGCUCAAAAUUCAGUGAAAACAGACUUGUUUAUGGAUUUGGUGAUAGCUAACGGGUUCAAGAGGAUUAUGUUUACGUUGUGUUCCCGAUUCGAUUGAGUAACUUUUCGGAAUAAACUCUUUCGAUUUAAACUGCCGCAAUUUAUGUGGUGGAGGUAAUCUAGCCGUGUCCGUGGAUGGUUGAUCAUCGGAAAAGAUAAGCGGGAACCAUUUCGAAACACUGGAACAUCCAAAGUAGUCACGGUGGCUUCCGCUUCCGAUGAGACGGUCCUUCAAGUGGUCUCCCUGCAGAAUGGCCACGGCACGACGACGGCAACCGUGCUGGAUAUGGACUUUUGCCGGCUUUGCUUAGGAGGAGACGGAACGCAGUUGAUAAGUGUAUUCAGCGAAGAGUUUAACGAGCCCGGGAAGGAAUCGCUGUGCGGGAAGAUCCAUCGAUUCUUUGAAGUUCAGAUUUGUGAAAGUGACGUCCUCCCGACGCACAUUUGCCAGCAGUGUCUACUGCAGACCGAGAGUUGCGCAGAGUUUCGUGAAACCUGCAUCCGUAACGACGAGAAAUUGAGACAGCUGGUGUUUGUUCAGGAAAGUGUCAUGGAGCCGGAAAUGCCGAUGCCAAUGGCCGAGACUGGCAUUAUUUUUAAAAAGGAAGAAUUAAUUCUGGAAGAUGAUUACGCUGAUGAAGAAAAGGAAGAGGAAGAGGAAUCUGCGGAGACCAUCGUUGUGGAUCCGACGAAAGAUUACGAAAGUUCGAAUCAAAGCCUUCAGGAGUUGUUCUCGGAUGAAGAGGACAACGAUGAUGGGGGCAAUCAAGACGAUACUAAUGACGAAAGCUUAAAAAUAGCUACAAACAAUGAGUCCUCUGAAGACAUGGAUGACAGUAAGUUGAAGAAACUGGUCCACAUGUGCAAGUAUUGUGACGUGGCGUUCGCCAUGUCCAACGCCUGUUACGUCCAUGAAACACAGGAUCAUGACCUGUUGGCGCCAUACGCUUGCCAGUUUUGCGAAUUCAAGACAGAAAUCCGAUUACUUUUGAUAACGCACAUUCGGGACAUUCAUGGGAUUGAUCGUCCCUAUAUCUGUAUUCAGUGCAAUAAAGGAUUCCAUCGGAGGUCGGAUCUCAAGAAGCACACGUUUGUACACAGUGGAGUGCGCCCGUUUGCUUGUCACGUGUGUGGGAAGAGUUUUUCGAGGAAUACGAAUUUGACGAAACAUCUGAGAAUUCACUCGGGGUUCAAGCCGCACAUUUGCAACGUUUGUCCGAGAUCUUUCGCCAACAAAGCCGAUUUGGUCCGCCAUCAGAACAUCCACUUAUCCCUGGGGAAGCAGUUCCCGUGCAGCAAGUGCAAUAAUACCUACGCCCGGAAGGACAAGCUACUCAGCCACGAGCGGCUCUGCUAUGCCAAGGCUAUUCAGGAACAGUAUCAGACGCAACGCUCGAUGACUCAUGUGAUUGCAGCGUCCAUCCCGCACGGAUCGUCCGGUGGUAUUCAGGGCGAGUUUGACGGGGAAAGUAUGGUCAUUGCAUUGGAUCCAUAUCAGGAAAUUGAACAGCCGCCCACGGAAGAUGAUCCGGGAGUUCCAAAUGCUGCUCCAAUUUCGGCCAUUUCCAACUUUUCGAACGUGAUUCCUUUGACCAGCGAUUUCCAAGCACAUCCUUCUAUGCUUCAAACCAAGCUCUUCGCGUGUCAGAAAUGUCCGAAGAAAUUUCUCACGAAAAACACCCUCCAUACCCAUCAGCUGACUCACUCGGAUGUUCGCAACUUUCGGUGCCACUCCUGCGAGAAGAAGUUCAUCCGAAAGCGCGAAUUGGACCGCCAUCUGACGGCCGUUCAUAGCAACCACAAACCGUUCGAGUGCAAAAUGUGUUUAAAGCGAUUUUCCCGGAAGGACAAACUGCUCCGGCACGAACGGGUCCACCGGGAUAAGUAUUACUCGUGCGAGGCCUGCGAUGCCAAGUUUUUGCGCAAGGAAGCGCUGAGCCUGCAUUCGAAAAUUCACUGUAUGGCGUCGGAACGCCCGGAUGAUCAGGAGCCGCCACCGGAGAUGAUCAUCAUGAUUGACCAGGGGCAACACGCAGACCUUCGGUUGAUGGCCGGAGACAUGACGUAUACGAACGAGGACGUGGCGAUGGAAGCACUGGCCCCAACGGCCACAUUUCUGUAAGUUGAGUGGGAGCGUUUCUGCGUAACGUGUCGAUAAGGGUAGUUUGAGGAGUAGAUGCUUAGAUUCAACGUGUGUUUGCUACUAAUUUAUGAACUGCCAACUGUGGUUGUAGAGUUUUUCGGAGAAGUACGAAGGUUUAUCAUGGUCGGUUUGUUACGAUAUACUGUAACUAUAGAAUUCUUUGUUUAACCUGUUUCGAUCGUUACUGAAGGUAGAAACAAUAUUAGUUUUUCCUGGUUAAAAUCAGACUAUCGUGAUUAUCAAACUUCUAAUUUUCAGUCAUUGUAUCACUGUCAAAUACUUAACUGUCUUGAAUUGUAACACCCCAUUUUUUUCACAUGGGUUUAAAUUAUUUAUUGUUUUAUUAUUAUAAAUAGUGACGUGCCUAUUUUUACAGAUAACGCUGAUUGUAAUAUUUUUUACGUUUUCAUAUAUAACGUAGAUACGGACCGUUGAGCCGAUGAAAAUUUGGCAGAAAAAUCCGUCUUACUGACUAAGUGUGGGUUUUUUGGCACCAGUUCUUCAACCAUUUUCAGAAUAGCUUCUUUUCUUUCUAGAACGAAAACAAUAUACGACACUUUUAAUGGCUCUUUAGGAAAUACAUAUAAUCUUUUGUGUUGCGUAUUUCCCAUACUGCUUUCUAAAUUCGCAGUAUCUUCUACAUCUAUAUCGACACAAAUUGAUGAUUAACCGCAGGUUCAAUUAUAAAAGCUGCGGCAAUGUGGGCAUUUCCUCAAUGAGAUUUUUUUUAUUGUCAGAUAAUGUAGCAAACACGCGCACGAUUUUUUUUCUAGAAACUCAAAUAGAAUUUCAAAUUAUUAUAUUUUCUUUAAACGAUAAUCAUUGAAAAAAAAUCUGUAUAAUCUAUCGUACAUAAAACGUAAGGUUUAUCGACCGUCUCCCUUUUAUAUAUAAAACAUAGUAUUUAUUAUUGUAAUAUUGCGUAUAAUUCAAAGCAAUCGUAAUUUGAAGCAGUAACGAUUUUUUAUAUUCUAAUUCAUUUGGUCUCAUGUAUCGUCAUCGAUGUCGUAAUAGUACAUAAAUUAUAUUCGAUACUGAAUAAGUAAGAUUUUGAGCUGUAAACAAUAA